CACCACUUCCCCCGAGUCCACCCCCCCUCUCUCUCUCUACUCUCUAUUCUCUAUCGCGCCUCCCUCUCAACUAUCGAUCUAGGGUUUUUCGAUAGGGUGAGAAAUCACUCCGUCGAUUCUCGCCCUUCUCUCUUAAUUCAACUCUCCGAUAUCAAUCUCUCGAUUCGAUCUUGAUUCUUAAUUCUCAAGAGCAAUGAAGGUUUCAAACGAUUCUUCGUGUUUCGGAGACUCACAGAAUUGGCCUCCGGGGUUUCGAUUCCACCCGAUGGACGAGGAGCUCGUGCUUUACUAUCUGAAGAGGAAGAUCUGUCGGAAAAGGCUCAAACUCGACAUCAUCGGCGAGACCGAUGUCUACAAGUGGGACCCAGAAGAGUUACCUGGGAUAUCAAAAUUGAAAACUGGGGACAGACAGUGGUACUUCUUUAGCCCCAGAGACAGGAAGUAUCCAAAUGGAGCAAGGUCAAAUAGGGCAACCAGGCAUGGGUAUUGGAAAGCAACGGGGAAAGACCGCAAUAUAACAUGUAAUUCUCGUGUAGUUGGGCUGAAGAAAACUCUGGUUUUCUACAAAGGCCGUGCACCUAGUGGUGUACGCACGGAUUGGGUGAUGCAUGAGUAUACUCUGGAUGAGGAGGAGCUCAAGAGAUGCCAAUCUGCACGGGAUUAUUAUGCUCUCUACAAGGUCUACAAAAAGAGUGGACCUGGUCCUAAAAACGGUGAGCAAUAUGGGGCUCCUUUUAGAGAAGAAGACUGGGCUGAAGAUGAUGACAUAGAUGUUAAUGGCCAUGCUGACCAGGAGAAUUCUGUGGUGCAGCAGGAAAAUUCUGUGAAGCAGGUUAAUGACCUUGCUUCUGUUGACAACACCGCAACUAAUGGUCAAGUGCAGCCCCCACCUAAUGACCUUGAUGAGUUCAUGAACCGAAUUGCAGAUGAGCCUCUGCCUGGCCAACCUCUUGCUGCAUUUUGUGGUUAUGUACUGCAAGAAGUUUUUGGUGAGGAAGAAACCCAAAGUACCUUGGUGAAUCAAUCCUUUGGGGAAGCCAAUUUGAAUGAAAGGAGCAUGUCACUCCACACAUGCGGGGAGAAAAAUGAUGUGCAGCCUGGCUUUGACCUGACUCAGACGGCCACCUCGCACUUGCUACUUCACGAGACAUCUGAGGUUACAUCUGCUCCAAACAUUCAUAGACAUGAACCGCAUGACACUGAGGAGGAUUUCCAGGAUGAUUUUCUUGAAAUGGAUGAUCUCACUGGGCCAGAACCUACAAUUCAACCUGUUGCCGUGCAGUUUGACGAGCUUGAUGGGUUGUGUGAGCUGGAUUUGUACCAGGAUGCAGUCAUGUUUAUUCGGGACGCGUGUCCUAUGAAUCUGGGACCAGUUUCUCAUUCGUAUUUCGACAAUAUGGGGAAUGAGAUGGUACACCCAGUUUCGAAUCCAUGUUUGAACAACCUCGAGAAUGAAGGAGUGAACCCAGCUUCACACUUGUACUUAAACAACCUUGGGACAGAAAUGAUGCACCCGAAUUCACAUUUAUUUUGUAACAAUCUUGACAUGGCUAACCAGUUGGAUUUUCAGCUGCAACACGAUCCCAAUGAUGCAAGUCAGAUCAGCAAUCAGAUGUGGAAUCACAAUAUUGUUACUCCAACAGAAUCCAAUCAGGAGGCCAUUCCUCCACCUACCUCAGGUGUAAUGUAUGAUGUUAGUUCUGCAAAUUUUCCCGCUGGAGUAAAUCAAAAUCAAAACCAAAAUCAAAUUGUCAAAGAGGAUGAAGGUGGAAGCACGUGGUUAGCUUCUUUAUGGGCCUACGUGGAGUCUAUACCAGCCACUCCUGCAUCAGCUUCAGAGAAUACUGCCCUGGUGAAUAGGGCUUUUGAACGAAUGUCUAGCUUCGGUAGGAUUGGUGGCAAAGUAAAAGUAAAUGCUGGAGACACAAGUUUGGCCUCAGGUAACCCCACUGCAACACUGAGAAGGUCCAGCAGUAGUUGGUAUAACAGACGAUAUUACAUUUUUGCUGUUAUUGGAGUUUUGUGUGCUAUCUUGUGGGUGUGGACAGGAACAUCUGUGGGAGUAUUGGGUAGACACAUAUCUUUAUGAAUUUGUGUUAAUGAAUUUGUGUGUACAUGGGAAGUUGGAAUUUUUGCUGUUUUGUUUCCAGUACUUCACUGGAAUCAAAAGAAAACUCAAUGCAAAAUUAAUAUCAAUUAUUGAAGGUAUAUAACCUUACAAUCUAGUGAUUAUUAAGAAGAAUAAUGCUAUAUGUA
Messenger RNA from Camellia sinensis, 2256 nucleotides. RefSeq names its product NAC domain-containing protein 17. Gene Ontology annotation, biological process: regulation of DNA-templated transcription. The record is from RefSeq and is a predicted model, not a curated record. Gene Ontology annotation, molecular function: DNA binding. NCBI's taxonomy places the organism in Eukaryota, Viridiplantae, Streptophyta, Magnoliopsida, Ericales, Theaceae.